AGUCUCCCGAUUCGCAUCUCCCUGCACACACGCGCGGUAUAACGCAAAGCAAAGCGCACGGUUCCGCCUGCCUGCCGCCCGCCUCCCGCGCUCGUACCGCUCACCGCUAUGACCCAGAGUGCGGAUUUAUAAAGACCCAAACCGACUGUCCAACGCUCAUGGGGUGCACCGGGCUGCUGGCGUGGAGCUCUGCCGCUUGAGAGGAGCACGGUACGGGGCAGGACACGCGUGGAUUUAUGGUGCAAGGCGAGCGGAGGAGCGCGGCUAGCACAGGGACAGCGGUGGAAGUGGAGCCCGGGAGGAGGAUGCAGGGGACGGCGGUGUUUGUGCUCACGGCCGCGCUGUGCCUGGUCACAAGUGCCCACGCCUCCAAGUCGGACAUCAUCAAAUCAGGCAGCCCCAAAUCCACGUUAAAGCACAUAUGGACAGAAAGCAGCAAAGACCUGUCGAUCAGCCGGUUACUCUCCCAAACUCUCCACGGCAAGGAGAACAACACCGCUUUGGACCUCCGCUACGACACUCCCGAACCCUACUCCGAGCAGGACCUUUGGGAAUGGCUGCGGAACACCACGGACCUCCAGGACUCACGACCACGGGCCAAACGGCGGCCGAUGGUCAAGACCGGAAAGUUCAAGAAAAUGUUCGGAUGGGGCGAUUUCCAUUCCAACAUCAAAACCGUCAAACUCAACCUUCUUAUCACCGGGAAAAUCGUCGAUCACGGAAACGGAACUUUUAGCGUCUACUUUCGACACAACUCCACGGGUCAAGGCAACGUUUCGGUUAGCUUGGUGCCCCCUACCAAGAUUGUCGAGUUCGAUGUAGCGGCGCAACAGUCGGUGAUUGACGCAAAGGAUUCCAAGUCGUUCAACUGUCGCAUCGAGUACGAGAAGGUGGAAAAGGGAGCGAAGAAUACGCUUUGCAACUUUGAUCCCUCCAAGACGUGCUACCAGGAGCAGACCCAGAGCCAUGUUUCUUGGCUAUGUUCAAAGCCUUUCAAGGUGAUCUGCAUCUUCAUAUCGUUCUAUAGCACUGACUACAAACUGGUUCAGAAGGUGUGCCCGGACUACAACUACCACAGUGACACUCCGUACUUCCCCUCUGGCUGACAACACUGCAGACUGACCAAUCACUUGUGGAAAGGUGGAGGGGCUUCUACUCAGAGAAAUGUUAAUUGUACCAUCAAUGUUCUUUCAAAUGAUUACCCAAUUUCAGCUCCAUAAUUAGGGAUGCUUCGAUUUAGCUUUUUCAUUGCUGAUAUUAUGGCUAUUGAUAUCGACUGAUACCAGGGACCAGAGACUGAUUACAGCAUUGAUUUCCUUUAAACUGAAAUAAAAUAAGACAAAACUGAUCCAUUUGUGUUAUGUAGCUGUUCUGUAUCUCUUAAGUAACUACAGGACGAAUUUAAAUAACCAAAAAUUCAAACAUCAUGAGACUUUCUACGCCAACUAUGGUCAUUUAUACGCCCAAGUAGGAUACCGACUGAAGCGAUAUCUGGAAGUAUCAGCAUCGAUAUCCAAUACCAGUAUCGGAUCGGUGCAUCCCUAACCAUAAUGAAACACCUAGAUGAUUUGUUUUUAGACAGUUGAGCGAUUAUUUUAGUGAACCUCUAUCUUAGUGUAGUUAGCAGGAUUUCGAUUUUUUUUAUUCCUGAAAGACAAUGUCAUUUUAAGGCACUGUUUUAUGUUCUGGAUAACCCAAAAUUAGAAUUAGAUUUUGCAAGAAUUGUUAUCGUGGACCCGCUUCAACUCGAUGUAGUCUCAUGUUUUAGUUGUGAUCUGGACCUAUUGUAUUGAUUUACUGUCAUUUCAUUUUACAUGCUUGUUGAUGUCAUACAUGUAUUUGUUCUCUUGUUUCGCCCUUUCAAUGGAUUCAGAAAGAAUAAGGUAGCAUAAAAUUGCGUGUUUUUUUUUUUUCAGUUAUUUAUUACAAUUUCUACAGGUUUAAAAUCUGGCAUUGUUGGCAAAAUUUGAUGUAACAUUUUUUUAGGUUAGGUCUUUUUAUUAUUUGGGUGUUAGUGUCAAAUGUGAACCACAAGAAUAUCUGAUCACUGACCUUUCUUUUUUUUCCCUCAAAAUUUCAAAUUAAUUCAAUGAAGGGAAAAAAGCAUAUUUUUUGUGCGUUUUUUUUUUUUUUUUUUCCUUAGACACAUUUACUAGUGUGGCUAGCUAGGUUAUUUGUUAUUAUUUGACAUUUUCGUAGAUAUUAUAUUUACUUUUCUCCGUUUUCCUAAUACAACUGUGCAUUAUCCCCUGGACAAAAUGGAUUGUCUGCCCCAGCUGUGCUUUGGAGUUUUCCUUCAAAACUGGAAAUAUAGUGAAAAACUAUUCAAUGAAAAAAAAAACUUUAAAAAAAACAAACUAAAAAACUUGCAAGGCAGCUGAAGAGGCACGGCUGAGCAUUCAAAGAUCCUGGUGUGUGAUGCUUUUAGGUUGGGAGUAGAUACGUACCUUGGACAACUCGAGCGGACUUCCUCUCCGGACAGGAUGUGGUUGCUUCAUUCUGGGCUAACUGUGGUCCAUGGGGAAAGGGGCUUGCUCAUUGUCACUUAAUAUAUCAAAUGUAAUGUAUUGAAUUAUAUCCUAGAGCCUAAUUUGUAUGAAUGGUUUGUAUUGUACAUAGUUGAAUCCUGCGCUGCUUCUGUACAUUCCCCCAUGAGCUGUGUCCCCCUCUCACUCCAUUUAUGCUCGUUCUUGGUUCUUGGAACAAAGUAAAUGAUGUUUCUGCCCUAGAUGUGACUCAUGAAAACAGAACUCCUGUACAGAAGCUGUAAAACCCACUAAAUAUAUGAAAAGUAUUCGCUAAAGUUUUCUUUAUUGGGGGAGGUACAGGGCUGGAGAUGUACAUAGAAAUUAAAGAUUACAGUAAAUUUU
Molecule: messenger RNA, 2870 nt
Organism: Periophthalmus magnuspinnatus
Lineage: Eukaryota; Metazoa; Chordata; Actinopteri; Gobiiformes; Gobiidae
Gene: nxph1
Product: neurexophilin 1
Exons: 2
Coding region: 237-1106 (289 amino acids)
Molecular function (GO): signaling receptor binding
Source: RefSeq, a predicted model, not a curated record